AUGCUCCUCUCUUCAUUACACUCUCUCCCUUUAUAUGCGUCUCUCUUCAUUGCACCCUCGCCCUUUAUAUACCCCUCUCUUCAUUGCACCCUCUCCCUUUAUAUGCUCCUCUCUUCAUUGCACCCUCUCCCUUUAUAUACUCCUCUCUUCAUUGCACCCUCUCCCUUUAUAUGCGUCUCUCUUCAUUGCACCCUCUCCCUUUAUAUGCUCCUCUCUUCAUUACACCCUCUCCCUUUAUAUGCUCCUCUCUUCAUUAUGCUCUCUCCCUUUAUAUGCUCCUCUCUCCAUUAUGGCCUCUCCCUUUAUAUGCUCCUCUCUUCAUUACACCCUCUUCCUUUAUAUGCUUCUCUCUUCAUUAUACUCUCUCCCUUUAUAUGCUACUCUCUUCAUUACACCCUCUCCCUUUAUAUGCUCCUCUCUUCAUUAUGCUCUUUCCAUUUAUAUGCUCCUCUCUCCAUUAUGCUCUCUCUCUUUAAUUGCGUGUCUCUUCAUUACACUCUCUACUUUAUAUGCUCCUCUCUUCACUACUCCCUUUUCCUUUAUAUGCGCCUCUCUUCAUUACACUCUCUCCCUUUAUAUGCUCCUCUCUUUAUUUACCAAUAUUUCGUCCUUUCCGUCAUUCACUGUUAUUUUUUUUUACUUUCAUCUUCCUUUUCAGCCCAUCUAUAUUACUCUAUUGUUUUUCUUUUCUUUCUUUCUUCUUACAUAUCUCUGUCAUUGCUUUCCCUUCGUGCUUGCUUUUGUCUCCUUCUGUUCCAUCAUAAAUUAUUAUUUUCUUUCUUUAAAUGUUGCAACAAUUUGUCAGUCACUUUUUCAUUUUUUUUUCUCAUCUUUUACAUAUUCUUAAAUACUUUUCAUUACAUCUUUCAUUUCUCGUUUAUACCGUCUCAUCCCGCUGCUGGGGGUGAGGAUGGAGGAUGGUUACCCAGUAAUAUUCAUUACCUCGAAAAAAGAAAAGGUUGUCAUUUCAUCAUUUACAUACCUGGUUAUAAAAUUAUUCAUAUGAUGCGAUCACUGAUUUUCACCCCUCUUCUCUCUCUCUCACCUCUCUCUCUCUCUCUCCUCUCUCUCUCUCUCACCCCUCUCUCUCUCUCUCUCUCUCUCUCCCCUCUCUCUCUCUCCCCCUCUCUCUCCCCCCCCCCUCUCUCUCUCCCUCUCUCUCUCUCUCUCUCCCCUCUCUCUCUCUCUCACCCCCUCUCUCUCUCUCCCCCCCUCUCUCUCUCUCUCUCUCACCUCUCUCUCUCUCUCACCCCCUCUCUCCCUCUCUCUCUCUCUCUCUCUCUCUCUAUCUAUAUAUAUAUAUAUAUAUAA
Molecule: messenger RNA, 1311 nt
Organism: Acanthosepion pharaonis
Lineage: Eukaryota; Metazoa; Mollusca; Cephalopoda; Sepiida; Sepiidae
Source: the annotation of a GenBank genome assembly